UUUGCAAUUUUAGCGGGAGAGUUGUCCUUUUGCAAUGCGCGCGUUUGAUCUACUCCGAAGAAGGGAAAUUCUGUGAAAAAUUAUUAAUAAAAGUGCUUUAGUUUUUUCUCAUCUUAUUGAUCAACGAUUGGAAAUUAUUUUUGUGACUAAAUAGGAAAGAAAUUUAAUUGAAAAAAAUCCUUUUAAAAUGAAGAAAUUUUUGGAGAUCAGGUUGGAGAUUGAAAAACAUAUUAUGACGCCCAGGUAAUCUUUUCACUUGAACUAUUUUUCUUUAAGAUUAAGAAAUGAUUAAUGAAGACACUUUUGAUAAAAAAAAACUAAUUUUCUAUAUUCCAAAAAUUUUUGAUGAGCUUUUAAAUUAAAAUUUGAUAAUUUUAUGAGGCUCUCCCUUCUUUCGAUUGCUUUUUUAACGUAAAAUGCUCACGUGGGUCACCAGAGCACCAUUUUCUCUCAUCCAGAAUUUUUCUUCUCAAGCAUACAAUCAAUUCAAGAAAAUUUCUUUUUUAAUGGAAAAUCUAUUAAGCUCGAGAAAUUGAUAGAGAGUUAACAUGUUUUAUUAUUUAGACGACAGACAACGUAGAAUAACAUUCUGAAUCAUUCCUUUUCUCUGUUGAUUACUUAAUGCAUCAAGUGUUUAGAAAAUCUCAUCACUUCUCACAAUUUCAUAAAAAUAAAUUUUUAGAGACUUAACAAAUAAUUUUCUUCAUGAAAUUGCAUUAUAUUAGGUCAUGCUUCAUUCAUAAAUGUGAUAAGAUAUUGCGCAAUUGUUAUCAAGAUUUUCUUAUCGAUCACUUUGGCUCUUCAAUUCUUAGAACUCUCAAAUAUUUUCUCGAUUUUCCAAAGAAACUUUAUCUUAGGUAAACAUUCUUCUUUCAUUUAUCAAUUUCUCAAUCUCAAUGAAUUUCCUAUAAAUGGAGAAAUUUUCCGCAAUUCUUCAACAAUAUUCUCGGCGCAGUUCUUCACACGGAAAGAAGUUCUUUUAGUUUUGAAAGAGAAGAAAAAUGAAUCGUUUAGUUUUCCUUUUGGUGGUUGUUUGUGCAGCAGGAUUCGUCCUGUCUGAUGCGGAUGAUGUUUCUGCGAAGAUUCGCAUUGUGGACAGCAUUAGUGACUUCAAGUUAGCCAAUCCGGAUGUGCAGCUGAUGAAAUUGGAUUCACAAUCAGUGAGAGCUGGGAAGACUAUUCACUACAGUCUUGGCGGGAGAGUGGCUGGAGAUCGUCUUGUGGGGACAUCCCGUGGUAGCCAUAGCUGGGCAUUCCCACAAAAUAUUCAACUUUCACUCAAUUAUCCCACAAAUGGGGGCUCUGGUGCUGUUGUGACCUACGUGAGCAUCCACGUGAAUCAAACAUCGAAUCAAGGGAGAGGAUACGUACUUAAUGGUGGCAUUGGACAGAGAUUUAUUAGCAUAAUCAUUGAAGCUAAUAACACGCUCAAUUUUUCCUACAAUGCUGAAAUCUACGGGGUUUGAGGGCCCCUCAAACAUAAAAAGAAAAAAAAAAUUGAUCAAUUUUUGUGCUUGAAAUCUUUUGAAUUUGAAGAGAUUUUCCUUAGAUUUAUGAUGAAAUAAAGUGCAGUAUUUAUGAAAUAAAUACUGCUAAUUUCUCUAUUUUCGUCCCUAAUUUUUUGUGAUAGUUUCCCCCCUUAAAUUACUCCAUUCUAAGCCAUUGAUAACUUCUAAUAAGAUUGAAGACAUGUUAGAAAUGCAGAAAAUUAAAUUGAAUAUUUUUCUUGAUAAAAAAUUAAAGUUUUCUGAUCAAUUUUUAAUCAAUAGCAAUAAAUUUAGAGACACAUAAAUUCCAGAAAAGGAGAAAAGCUUGAGGAUUUGUUUUACUUUUGAAAUAUGUUGAUUCUAUUUAUGCAAUUUUACGAUAUAUUGUCGUAUUAAGUAUGUAAUCUAGAUAUAAUGCCUUAAUUUGCUACAAACAUAAAAAAUCUUGUAGUUAUUGCGGUUUGUCUUUAAAAUCUCUGAUUUAUUUAUCAUUUAUCGUUUCAAUAAACAUUCAAGCUUUUUUUUUA
Lutzomyia longipalpis is the source of this 2014-nucleotide messenger RNA. RefSeq lists its product as uncharacterized. The record is from RefSeq and is a predicted model, not a curated record. Bases 1002 to 1466 code for a protein of 154 amino acids. NCBI's taxonomy places the organism in Eukaryota, Metazoa, Arthropoda, Insecta, Diptera, Psychodidae. The transcript has a single exon.